This is a messenger RNA of Acanthochromis polyacanthus (spiny chromis), 2362 nucleotides long. Its product is annotated as major histocompatibility complex class I-related gene protein-like. NCBI's taxonomy places the organism in Eukaryota, Metazoa, Chordata, Actinopteri, Pomacentridae. Gene Ontology annotation, biological process: immune response. The transcript is spliced from 8 exons. Gene Ontology annotation, cellular component: external side of plasma membrane. The record is from RefSeq and is a predicted model, not a curated record. The coding region runs from base 346 to 1443 and encodes 365 amino acids.
CGGGACUCCGACGGACAUUCAGCGUUGCUCUUUUUAGUUUUCGCCACAAUUAUAGUGGUUGGUGAGUUGAUGGCAACUGUGAAAUGUCUCUCUGACUUAACUGUACAAAAUAAUACCAACCUGGCUGGAAUUGGUGCGGUUUUCGCGACGCUAUUAAGGCUGGAAACGGAAAAAAACAAGCGAAUGUCGAAUAUAAAACCAAUUUCACCUCGGUGAAUAGGCGAACCAAAUUUACCGCGCCUCUGUGUAUUUACUGUAACUUCUGAGAAGGAUACGCCCCACUUUCGGUAUCUAUUUCUCAAGGUUUGACGGAACCUCUUAAGCUCCAGGACUUCCAAAAAGAAGAUGAAGAAAUUAUUGGCUUUACUCUUCUUCUGUCACAUCGCAUGUUCAGUGAAACACUCCUUGAUAUAUUUCCUCACCGCAACUUCUGGAGUCCCAGACUUCCCAGAGUUUGUGGGUUCAGCGCUGGUUGAUGAAGUUCAGGUGGGUUACUGUGACAGCAACAUCAAGACGGCUGAACCCAAACUGGACUGGAUGAGAAAGUUCAUAAAAGACGACCCACAACACCUGGAAUGGUACAUUAACAAAUGCUCUGGAAACCGGCACGUCUUUAGAGCCAACAUUGACAACUUGAUGAACCGCUUAAACCAAACUGGAGGUGCCCACAUCUUACAGAGAAUGAACGGCUGUGAAUGGGAUGACGAAACUGGAGAAAUCAGGGGUUUUAAUCAAUAUGGAUAUGAUGGUGAAGACUUCAUAGCGCUGGACCUGCAGACACUGACAUGGACUGCUCCAAAACCACAGGCGUUCAUCACCAAACAGAGAUGGGACACAGAGAAAGCUAGACUGGAGUACAAUAAAAACUAUUACAUCCACAAGUGCCCUGACUGGCUGAAGAAGUACGUGAAGUAUGGGAGGAGUUUUCUGCAGAGAACAGAGCUUCCCUUGGUAUCUCUCCUCCAGAAGACUCCCUCCUCUCCGGUCACCUGCCACGCUACAGGUUUCUACCCCGACAGAGCUGACUUGUUCUGGAGGAAAGAUGGAGAAGAACUUCAUGAGGACGUGGACAAAGGAGAGAUCCUCCCCAACCAUGAUGGAACCUUCCAGAUGAGUGUUGACCUGAGCAUCUCAUCAAUCGCUCUUGAAGACUGGAAGAAGUACGACUGUGUGUUUCAGAUGUCUGGUGUCAAAGACGACAUCAUCACCAAAUUGGACGAAUCAGUGAUCAGGACUAACUGGGUUCCUCCAUCAGGGUUUCCUGCUGGUGCUGUCAUUGGAGUAGUUGUAGGUCUGCUGCUGCUGUCGCUCUGCAUCGCUGGACUCUUCAUGUGGACAAAGAAGACUAACGGGUUCAGAGCUGCUAACACCUCAGAUUCUGCAGACAGUAACUCAGAUUCCAGCCAAUCACAACUCUCAGGGAAGACUGGAGGAGGAGAGUAAACUCCAGUGAAGCUGGGAUUCUGUCAAAACCAUUAAUUGAGUCUGUUCUGCAUUUAAUAAGCCUCUGCAACUAACCCAAGUUGGAAACUCUUCAGUUUAAUUUUGUGUCUAAUAUUGUGCAAAAAAAUGCAGACAAUUUAAAUGUUUUGUUUCUUAUCCAUCAUGCAAAACAUCUGAUUGUUUAAGUCUAACCACAGGUACAAAAGCAGCUUUAUAUGAUUAUUCUCAUAGUUUGAACACAUACUACAUGUCUACAAUGGACUCUUCUGCUCAAGCAUAAAUAUGAAGUAUGGUUUACAGAUUAUAAUCAAUGUCUACUUAUUUGCCAUAACUGUCCAAACACACAUUAGUGUCAUGGCAGCUUCUGUUGUAUUUGUGGUAUUUUUGUGUCUUUUUCUUUCUCCUUUAUGUCUCCUGUUCAGUUUUCUGCUGUGGAUGUUUCAUCCUCUGACUGCUGCCUUCUCACCUGCUCCUCCUCUAAUAUCAAACACCUGAAGCUGAUCCAUUAACUUCUUUCCACGGUAGAAACACACCAGUUCUCUGAUCACUCUUCAGCAGAUUAUCUUUUUACUUCUUGUUGUCGAGCUUUCCAGCUAUUCCCAAGUUUGCUCUGCUUGUGUUUUUUCAUGUUUUAAAUGUAGAUUCCUCGUACAAAAAAUAGUUUCCUUGUGUUUUCUGGUUUAGUUAACUCCUUUUGUAUGACUUUUGCUGAUUGUUUUUCAAAAUGUUAACCUGCAUAUUAAGUGUUUGGAUGUUGUUUAUUCCUGGUUUUUGCCUUUUAUCUGCUUCCUUAGUUGGAUCUGUUUCUACAUAGAUGGGUCACUUGUACAUUACUUUUUACUUGCCUAGUAAAUACUUGUAUUUUUUGGUUUCUCAUGUCCAGUUUUUUGGUCAAACUAAACACCAGGCUAAGCUCUGA